This is a messenger RNA of Fundulus heteroclitus (mummichog), 7527 nucleotides long. It is a transcript of the gene brd4, whose product is annotated as bromodomain containing 4. The record is from RefSeq and is a predicted model, not a curated record. Gene Ontology annotation, cellular component: chromatin; nucleus. Gene Ontology annotation, biological process: positive regulation of transcription elongation by RNA polymerase II; chromatin remodeling. The transcript has 19 exons. NCBI's taxonomy places the organism in Eukaryota, Metazoa, Chordata, Actinopteri, Cyprinodontiformes, Fundulidae. Bases 550 to 5118 code for a protein of 1522 amino acids.
AGCGGUAGAGCCAUUUUUACUGUUGAGUAACUGCAUGCUGGUCUAGCAGUGUGAGAGAGGGUGAACGUGAGGAAUAAAAUACGACCCCAGGAUCUUUUUGGAUCACUCUUUCUGGUCUUGUCGACUUUUCGUCUUUGUAGACCUCUUGCUUGUUGGUUGUGUCCACUUUUUUUGGGGGGGGGGAGGCCCCUCAGAGGACACACAAUGGAGCGAAGAGCCUGUGGCAACUGGGCUGUUGUACUGCUGACUGGGGGAUGGGGUGGAGAGAGGACCGGUUCACACAGCUAACAGAGCCUGCUGGCUGUAGGUUUCCAACAGCCUCUCCUUCCUGCCUUGUCACACUCUUUCCAGACCGGGCUUCUUUUCCUGGAACAACCACUCUGAAACUCUUCCUGGUCUACAGAUGGGAUUACUCACCAUGUCUUGUGGACAAAUCAUUGAUUCCGAGGAAUGAAUGGGUUUGGAAUAACCAAGAGAGAAAAAGAGUAACUUCUUAACGAUUCUCCUGUGGCCUUGUUGGUUUCUGUUUCUGUUUGCUGGAACUGAUAAAUGGACUACAAGAUGCAUUCAAAGUCAAACGACUUACUGGAUUUUCAAAAACUGGAUGCCCUCCUGGAAAAAAUUGCACAUUCAGUCUCUGUGAAAAGAGAUUCCAGUGAGGAGUGCAAUGGGAUCAGUGGUACUCUGUCAGUGGAGUCUGUGCCGGGGCCAAGACUAAACUGGUGUUCUGCCAACACCACAACCCUUGCUCCAGCUCCCGCUCUGGGACCUGAGCCCACGCCUAACCCUGUCAGAAUGGGAGACGGCCUGGAUACUGCGCAGAUGUCGGGCAGCAGCCUGGGGCAGGCUCAGCAAAUGGGCAAUCCCCCGCCCCCGGAGUAUUUUAACCUCAACAGGCCGAAGCGCCAGACCAACCAGCUGCAGUAUCUACUCAAAGUGGUUGUGAAAUCCCUCUGGAAGCACCAGUAUGCCUGGCCUUUUCAAUCACCAGUGGAUGCCGUUAAACUUAACCUGCCUGAUUACUACUCUAUAAUUAAAACACCUAUGGACAUGGGAACAAUCAAAAAAAGACUCGAGAACAGCUACUACUGGAAUGCCCAAGAUUGUAUUCAGGACUUCAACACGAUGUUUACCAACUGCUAUAUAUACAACAAGCCUGGAGAUGAUAUAGUGUUAAUGGCUGAGGCCCUUGAGAAGGCUUUCCUUCAAAAGGUUGCAGAAAUGCCUCAAGAAGAAAUAGAGAUCCCGGUCAUGACAGGAAAGGGACGUGGCCGAGGCCGGAGAGAAGGUGGUUUACCCUUGAAACCAGGCGCCAUCAUCGAUUCUUCGUCCACGACUCCACAAACGCGUGGCCUGUCAAGUCUCCCAGCAGCUCCGCCGGCUCCAAGACCAAUGCAGGCCCCACCUUUGCUACCUCCCCAUCCUUCAAUGCAGGCUCUGCCCCCCCAUGUGCCCCAAACGUUACCCAGCCUCGCACCGCAGCACGGAGCUCCUUACACUAUGGUUCAGUCAGACUGUGUUCCCCAACUACCUAUCAUGACUUCUGUGCCUCUCCCCACUCAGACCUCUCUUCCUCCAGUAUCGAUUCAGAACGCUGCACCUAUUCUGCAGAGCCCUAUAACUAUGACCAAACAAAAAAAGAGCCAAAAAAGGAAAGCGGACACUACAACACCUACAGCAAAUGACCAGCUAUGCGAGUCUUCGCCUGCAGAAUCUAAGUCCGGAAAGACAUUGCCCAGGCGGGAGAGCAACCGGCCGCCGAAACUGUUAAAGAAGGAGGCUCCAGACUCUCAGCAUCACAUAGGCAUGGUAACAGGUCUGAGUGGACCGAGUGGAGGUCUUAGCCCCAAACCGCAGGAUCAGCUGGGUUACUGCGCCGGUCUGGUUAGGGAGAUGCUAUCCAAGAAACACGCUGCUUACGCUUGGCCUUUUUAUAAACCCGUCGACGUGGACGCACUGGGACUACACGAUUAUCACGACAUCAUCAAGCAUCCAAUGGACCUCAGUACCAUCAAGGCAAAACUGGAGACAAAGCAAUACCGAGAACCCCAGGAGUUUGCUGCUGAUGUAAGGUUAAUGUUUUCCAACUGCUACAAGUAUAACCCGCCAGACCAUGAAGUAGUAUCCAUGGCCCGAAAGCUACAGGAUGUGUUUGAGAUGCGCUUUGCCAAGAUGCCAGAUGAGCCUGACUGCAAGCCGGUGGUCUCCGCCCCGACUCCUACACUUCACCAUCCUGCCCCGGUUAAGCCCCAGCCUCCUCUGGCACACGUCGCCUCGUCUUCAGACAGCUCCAGUGACUCAUCCUCUGAGUCUGAGUCGUCCACAGAUGACUCUGAGGAGGAACGGGCCCAGCGGUUAGCAGAGCUGCAGGAGCAGUUGAAGGCUGUCCACGAGCAGCUGGCUGCCCUGUCACAACCACAAGCCAGCAAACCAAAGAGAAAAGAAAAGGAGAAGAAGGAGAAGAAAAAAGAUAAGCAUAAGAAGAAAGGCAGCCUUCCGAGCCUCGUAGAUGAGAUCCAGGACGCCGCGCCUGUGGCACCGCUGUCCAAGAAAACCAAGACCGUAAACAGUAACAAAGAGAUGGUUACUAAGAAGAAAACCAGUAAAAAGGACGGACUGAAAAGUAAUAACCCUCCCAGUCUGCAGCUCGUUCCGAGCCUGGAGGACAACCUCGGCUCGACUGGGCCGUCGGUUCCCGGGGAGAAAUGCAAACCUAUGACUUACGAAGAGAAGAGGCAGCUAAGCCUGGACAUUAACAAGCUUCCUGGUGACAAGCUUGGCCGCGUAGUACAUAUUAUCCAGUCGCGGGAGCCCUCACUCAAAAACUCCAACCCCGAUGAGAUUGAGAUCGACUUUGAGACCCUGAAGCCUUCAACGCUGCGCGAACUGGAGAGAUACGUGUCGUCCUGCCUCAAGAAAAAGAAAAAGGUUCCAGCUGAGAAAACAAUCGAGUCUGUGGCGUCCUCCAAAAAGACUGUAUCAUCUUCUGAAAGCAGUGGCUCAAGCUCAGACAGUGAAGCCGAGGUAGCAGGAAUGAUAAAACAGCCGAAAAAGAAGAGCCAAUCUGUGAAAGAGUCGAAGAAGGCCCAUCCCCAUGUUCAUACGGGCUCUGCGCAGGCUGGGUUUCAGUCCCAGAGCGUCGUGUCUCAGGCCAGCGCUCAGAUGAAGCAACAGCAGCAUCAACCAUCCCCUGCAGCCUUCAUGGCUCCGCCACCUGUCACUGCUCUGGAGUCGUCCCACCUACUGGAAAGCUACGAGUCUUUGCCUCCCUUCAGCCAGCCCAUCAUGCAUAUGCCCCACCACGCAGGCAACUCCUCACCUCCACCCCCGCAUACAAAUGCUCAUUCUGCCGGAUCGGUGUCCCCUGAAACGCAUCCCUUCCUCAACCAGCAUCCGGUCCUCCCAUCUCCAGCUCUCCACAGUACUAUGCCUCAGCAGCCGUCUCGGCCCAGUCACAAGGCAGCGCCUCUUCAUCCAAAACCCCCUCAGCAGCAGACGGCUCCACCUCCGCCGCAGUCAGCGCUUCAGCCCCCGCCGCCGCCGCCGCCGCAGCAGCUCCAGCCUCAGCCGGCUCCCCAGCCUCAGCAUCAGCUUCCCUCUCAGAUUCUCCACACUCACCAGCCGCUGCACCAAAGGCCCAUGUCACCUCCCACCCUCACCCCUCAGGGUUUGCUGUCUUCCCAGCCUCCCCAGAUGCUGCUGGAAGACGACGAAGAGCCUGCGUCGACGACACCCAUGAACCAAGUGCAGUUAUUUCUACAUCAGUUCCAGCCGUCUCGUCCGCCCCAGCAGACCAUGCCGUCGCACCAGGCGCCAGUUCGCCAGCAGCAGCAGCAGCAGCUGGGACAGACUUCUCUCCUGCAGUCCGGGACAAUGCAGGGACAAUCCCAGCUCUCCACACAGACUUCACUGCCCCCUCCGCAGCUUUCUGUCCCAUCUCAAGCCCAGCCCGCUCCGCCACACCAGGCCCCGCCCCCACAGAUGCCCCUACACCAGGCCCGCCCCUUGCAAAGUACUCAACAUCAACAGCCGCAAACUCAGCAUCAGCUGAGCUACCCGCAGGGUCCAGGACUCGCCGUUCAGUCCCAGGCGUCACAGCACGGCAUUCCGAUGCCCACCAACAAAGCACAGAUCAUCCAGCAGCAGCAGGAGCAGCCCUCCCCUCGUCCAUCCAAACCCGACCCGUACAGUGCUGGGCACAUAAGAGAUAACCCGUCGCCUCUCAUGAUGCUUUCCCCACAAAUUCCCCAGUUUCCACCUGUUUCCCACCCGUCGCCGCCUCACAGCAUGCAACCCAAAAAGCAGAGGGCCUCUGGGAGCCAAGGCGCGGUUAAAGACGAAAAACUCCCUCCGUCCCCGGUCAUGAGAGGAGAGCCGUUUAAUUCUGCGCUGAGGACGGACCAUCACAAGCAUCCCGACAUCAAACCCAGUCAGACCGGCCCAAGUCAACAGAGUGUAAAGUCUGUGGAUACUUCACGGCAAGCCAUCCGCUCUUCUGAGCCCAGCGGGCCACCUCCCGCCCUGCAGGAAAAGGAGAAAUUCAAGCAGGAGCACAAGUCCUCCGCUGCUCCCAAAAAGGAUGUAAAGCUCAAAAAUAUGGGCUCGUGGGCGAGCCUGGCGCAUAAGCCAACGUCUACGACCCAGUCUGCAGUGAAGUCAUCCAGCGACAGUUUUGAGCAGUUCCGGCGUGCCGCCCGGGAGAAAGAGGAGCGAGAGAAGGCCCUGAAGGCCCAGGCAGAGGCGGAGAAAGACCGGCUGCGCAGAGAGCAGGACAAACAACGAGGGCGGGACGAAGAGGACGUCAUCGAGCCUCCUACCAGAAGAGUGCAUGAGGAGCCUCGUGGCCGCCUCGAGCCCCAGCACAUCCAAGCUCCUUCCCAACAACAACAGCAGCAGCAGCAGCAGCAGGUGCAGCAGGAAUCCCAGCCAGCUGCUAUUCAGCAGCCUCCUCAACCCCCUACACCACCGCAGCCCACCACACAGAACUCACUAGAUCAACAGAGGGAAAUGGCGCGCCGAAGGGAACAGGAGAGGAGGAGGAGGGAGGUGAUGGCUGCAACUAUUGACAUGAAUUUUCAAAGUGACUUGAUGGCCAUCUUUGAGGAAAACUUGUUUUGAGGAAAAGGAGGACAGGAGAUGAACAGCAAAAGAAGAUGGAGGCGGGCGGGGGGGGAGAGAAUAAAAAGCGAAUGAGUUAUAUGAGCAUCCUCUUGAAUGAAGUCCUGGUAACAAUGCAGUGCGGACCUUGUGCAUAACGUCACCAGCGCUGUCGAGACUGAAAACGAACGCUGGCUGGACAAGUGGCUGCGGCUCACUUUGGCCUGAACACACGGAGGAGACUCCCGUUGUUUUGGAUGUCAGUUUCUUGGGAGUCCAGCGUUGCUUGCCUGAUCUCUGGUUUGGGGGGGCGAGGGGGGGGGGAAGGACCUUUUCUUUGGCACAGUUGCCUUUGUCAGACUUGAUUCUCUCACUGUGUGUCGGCACAACCGAUACCGCAGGAGUAAAGUCCUCCCAGUUCUGGAGACGGUAAAAAAUGCUCUGAAAUACUGACAGACUGCGCAGAAGUAUUUUGAAACUGCCGGAUGUCUAAAAUAGUGAAGAAAAUUGUCUUUUAUGUUGUUUAUUUUGUGGUUAGUGAACACAUUUUUUUUUUUCUUUCUUUCUUUUUAUAUUUGGUGGGAAGGGGUGGGAGCAACUUCCAUACUGUAAAUCGUGUAUAUUUCUCAGCAGAGAAGGUACAGUUUGCCUUACAUCUCUUUCCUAAAUAGACAAGUAUGUUGUAUGGCCUGCACACAUGGACAAAAAAAACUAAUAACAUUUACAGACAGAAGCCGAAGCCGUGCAGACUUUUUUUCAUCAUCUUAGGAUCUACUGUAAAAAAAAAAAAAAAAAAAAAAAUAUUUUCUUAUGCUUCAAUAACUGUUUAUUUUGGAUCUGUCUGCUUUUCCACCUCGGUUCUUUUCACCUUUGCACCAACACACUCCAUCACCUAUGCCAAACAACAAUAUCUUUUAUGCUAAAUUACUUCUACUAAAGCAUUGUGUAGGUAGAUAGAGGGCAAAAGAACCCUGAAUAUAUGCAUUAUCAUAGCUCCAGUGAGUAUUUAUCAAAGAAAAGAUCAGUUUUCAUCUUGUAUUUGUCAUUUUCAAAACUACAAAAACUAGCUACGAGCCAGUUGUUUGGACUGUUCACGGCAGUCGCUGCUGGAUCAGAUGAGCCUCUUUUAUUGCCUUUUGAGGAUUCUGUUGUGACAAAAAAUCAGCGCUUGAAGUUAGAGAGAUUCAAUUAAGGGAAAAAAAGGACACAUUUACACCUUUUGUAGCCGAUACCUGAAGCAGGUUAGUUAGAAAAAAAAGAGCUAAUGGGACCAGACAGAGCUCCCGCUUUGAAUCAUCUUCCAAUUCACAACGGGCACUCUUGACAGCGUUUAAAAAAAGAAGAGAGAGAGAGAGAGAGAGACGAUUACAAAAGUUAAACAAGAAAAAAUGCUGAAAUAGGUUUGGAUUUCUAUUUGUUCUUGUUUGAUAAUAGUGGAUGUAAGUUCGAAUUCUGUUCCUGGAGACACUGUCGGAGCUGGGCUAAAAUCUGAACAUAUGUCGUCCUCUCUAAUUGUCUCUUAAAGUGUAUUUUCUUUUCUCCAGUGCCUGUAUCGUAUUGCAUUUUUUUUGUUGGCUUAUAUUACACUUUGAGGGGAUUUAGAAAACGGCACAUCAGGAGUGUGUGUGGGGGGGAUGGCGGGUGGGUGGGGUGUAAUAUUUAAAAGGGGGCAGGGAGGGCAGUGGGGUUUCUGACAGAGUUUGUGUUGGAAAAAAAAAAAAGAGUUAAAAACGGCAUUUUAUAUUUUACCCGUUGUCAAUAUUUCUGGUUUUAAAUUAAGUUUUAGCUGGGCUUCUUUAAGUGUAAACAUUUACCAACUACUUUCUCAUUGGGUUCUCUCGGCAGAUUUUAGCUAGAUGUGUUUCAGCGUUUCCACAUUAGCGUUUUUAAGUCUGGUCUGUACGUUUGAGUGUGUAAAUUUGGGGCGGCUGUGUGAAUGUGUUGAGUUUGAGUGUUUGUUUUUUUUCCCCCACCGUGUGGUGCAGAGAGGCAUGUUCCCAGAUGUAGAUAAACGUUCUGUUGACGGAGACUAAAAAGAUGAGCAGGAGAGGUUUAAUGCUUAAUUCACUUUUUUUUUUCUUUGAAGUCCCACCAUGUAUGAAUAUAUAAUGUUAUUAUUAGACCUUCUUUUUUUUUUUUUUUUUAAGUGUUAAAAAUAUUUUCAUUCCUUAUUGUUCUUUUUUCCCUCCCAAUGAUUACUGUUGGACAUGAUGUGCCAUGAGUUCUACAGAGAAUGUGCUGGCAAGCAGCUCAGCCCAGAAUUUGCUUUAUUCAGGUAUUUUAUUUUUGUGUUGCAUUUUGGAGGGGGGGGGGGCAUUGUUAUAACAUUUCCUCAGUUUUGUUUGGUAUGUGAGUGGUCUCGAGGUCUCUGAAUACGUAUGUUAUGAUCAUUGAAUAAACUCAUCUGUUUUAUAGAAAAUAAUACAAAAA